Drosophila willistoni is the source of this 2154-nucleotide messenger RNA. It is a transcript of the gene Non1, whose product is annotated as nucleolar GTP-binding protein 1. Gene Ontology annotation, molecular function: GTP binding; RNA binding; GTPase activity. The record is from RefSeq and is a predicted model, not a curated record. Gene Ontology annotation, cellular component: nucleolus. Gene Ontology annotation, biological process: ribosomal large subunit biogenesis. Bases 100 to 2058 code for a protein of 652 amino acids. The transcript has 3 exons. Lineage: Eukaryota; Metazoa; Arthropoda; Insecta; Diptera; Drosophilidae.
UUUCUGGCAACGCUUCUAGCACCGCGUGGUGUUAUUGCUUUGCACAUUUCAUUUAUUUUCCGUUUAAUUGGCUUGGAAAAUAAAUAAAUUUCUACAAAAAUGAGUUUGUACAAUUUUAAAAAGAUAAUGGUGGUUCCGCCAGCAAAGGACUUUAUUGACAUUAUGCUGUCAAAGACCCAGCGGAAGACGCCAACAGUUGUCCACAAGGGUUAUAAAAUCUCCAGAAUUCGGGCCUUUUACACCCGCAAGGUGAAAUACACACAACAGAAUUUUCACGAUCGUCUGUCCCAGAUUAUUCAGGAUUUCCCCAAAUUGGACGAUGUGCAUCCAUUUUACGCAGAUUUGAUGAAUGUUUUGUACGACAAGGAUCAUUACAAAUUGGCUUUGGGUCAAUUAAACACAGCUAGGCAUUUAGUGGACAACGUUGCCAAGGACUAUGUGCGUCUACUGAAGUAUGGUGACUCUUUGUAUCGUUGCAAGCAAUUGAAGAAGGCCGCUCUGGGUCGCAUGGCCACCAUAUUGAAGCGUCAGGCUUCAAAUUUGACAUACCUCGAGCAAGUGCGUCAGCACUUAUCCCGUCUGCCGACAAUCGAUCCCUAUUCUCGUACCAUUAUUAUCUGCGGUUUUCCCAAUGUUGGCAAAUCCUCUUUUAUCAACAAAAUCACAAGAGCUGAUGUCGAGGUCCAGCCCUAUGCCUUCACAACUAAAUCCCUGUAUGUGGGACACACAGACUACAAAUAUCUGCGUUGGCAGGUAAUCGACACACCUGGUAUUCUGGAUCAUCCACUGGAGGAACGUAAUGUCAUUGAGAUGCAAGCCAUUACAGCUUUAGCCCAUCUAAGAGCAUGUGUCCUGUAUUUCAUGGACAUUUCGGAGCAGUGUGGACAUUCGCUGGAAGAGCAAGUAAAACUUUUUGAGAGCAUCAAGCCUCUGUUUACCAAUAAACCCCUGAUUUUGGCUAUAAAUAAGAUCGAUAUUCUAACGCCUGAAGAUUUACCCAAGGAGCGACAGGAGAUCAUAACAAAACUUCAAGAGGAUAAAUCUGUGCCUGUAAUGUUUAUGUCCACAGUACAAGAAUCUGGUGUGAUGGAGGUCAAGACCGAAGCCUGCGAGCGUUUGCUAUCUUAUCGCGUCGACCAGAAAAUGCGCACCAAGAAGGUGGACAACAUUUUGAAUCGUCUGCAUGUGGCCAUGCCGGCACCAAGAGACGAAAAGAUUCGUGCUCCUUGCAUACCUGAACAGGCUUUGGCUCGUCUGGAGCAAAAUGCUGCCAAGGCAGAGCGUAAACAUAAGCUUGAGAAGGAAAUUGAAGAGGAAAUGGGCGAUGAUUACACUCUGGAUCUGAAGAAGAACUACAGUGAAAUACCUGAAGAGGAGCGCUAUGAUGUGAUUCCAGAAUUCUGGGAAGGACGCAACAUUGCCGACUACAUCGAUGCCGAUAUCUUUGAGAAGCUGGAAGAACUCGAACGUGAAGAGGGUCUGCGCGAGUCUGGUGGUGUCUACACCGUGCCCGACAUGUCCAUGGAUGAGACUCUCAAGGAGAUUCGUGAAAUGGCCAAACAGAUACGUGGCAAACGUUUCGAGCUGCGUGAUGAGAAGCGUUUGUCAUCGAGAAAGAACAAACCUAUCAUUCCGCGUCACAAGCAACCCAAGGUACGGGAUCGUUCAGUCUCGAAACUGGUGGACACAAUGGAGGGUCUCGGUGUCGAUAUGUCUGGCAGCAAGACAGCCAAUUUCAACAAAUCUGUGGUGGAUCUGCGACGUGGUGUUGUAGCAGUCGGUGGAAAGACCACAUUAAAGAAACCUCUGCUCGACAAGGAAUCCUCGGCUAUUGUUAAGAAAACUGGACAACCUCUUAAACGGGCUCCGGCACGUGAUACACUUGGUAUCAAGAAUGUGGCGAUACGUAAGAAGGCCCACGAUAUGGCCAAACGUGAUAUUGCCAAGAAGGUCACGCGCAUGGGUCUCAAGGGUGAGGCGGAUCGUUUCAUUGGCACCAAAAUGCCAAAACAUUUGUAUUCCGGCAAACGAGGCACUGGCAAAACGGAUCGUCGUUAAGAAUUCUUUUAUUACUCUUACAAUUAGUUGUACAAACUCUGAAUGUAUCUACCACAAUUUAACACUAAAAUACAAACAAUUUUGUAUUCAUGAAAA